ACCGGAUCAUCUGAUUCCCAUCCUCCGAUGGCUGCCCGGUAACCGAUUAAACACUGCCCAACUCUGCACACGAAAGAACAAAUUUAUAAUAGAUACUCUGUGAUUUUUGCACAAAAAUAAUUUAAGAAAUGACAGCAGUUAAUUCUAAAGUUCUUGAGUUUUGCCAGUUCAUGGGAAGAUUGAAGCAUCUUCCGAGAACUGGCUGGGUGAUAAGGGACAUCCCUAAUUGUGAAACUGUGGCUGGUCACAUGUACCGAAUGGCCAUGUUGACUUUUCUUUUGGAAACCAAAGAUGUUGAUAUUCAAAGGUGCCUUAAAAUGUGUCUUGUCCAUGAUAUGGCAGAAAGCAUUGUUGGUGAUUUGACUCCUCACUGUGGUGUGUCAGUUGAAGACAAACAUCGUCAAGAGGAAGAAGCCAUGGAGACUCUAAUCAAAUUGGUGCCUGAAUUGUCUGGUGAAGAUAUGAAAAGUCUGUUCAUGGAGUAUGAAAACCAAGAAACUCAAGAAGCAAUUUUGGUCAAAGAUCUCGACCGCUUCGACAUGAUUUGCCAAGCUUACGAAUAUGAGGAGUUUCAUAAGACGCCUCUGGCUCUGCAAGAAUUCUUCGUUGCAACCGAGGGUCGUUUCAAGCAUCCGGAAGUGAAGCGCUGGGUGGAUGAAUUAAAUCAGAAGCGAGCCCUGCUGACAGCUCCCGUGGCGAAUGGCGAAGCGGACAAGCCACUCAACUCUUAAAAAUUGGCCAAAAUCGAUCUUUACUGAAAUUUCUAGCUCCAAUUUUUCAUGUUUUAAACUUUUUUUGAUAGAAUUCUUAACCAAGUGUUCAAAGAUGGUUGACUUAUAGUCAUUCAAUCUUUUUCUCCGUAAUUUUUAAAAGUGUCAUUGACUUUUGAAUCGAAUCGAGAAGUAAAAAAACGCAUUUUCUUUGUCUGGUCAGUUUUCAAACCAAUAAAAACCAACCAAGUUUCGUUUUUA
Messenger RNA from Daphnia pulicaria, 971 nucleotides. Its product is annotated as 5'-deoxynucleotidase HDDC2-like. The coding region runs from base 129 to 731 and encodes 200 amino acids. The record is from RefSeq and is a predicted model, not a curated record. Gene Ontology annotation, cellular component: cytoplasm. The transcript has 5 exons. Gene Ontology annotation, molecular function: 5'-deoxynucleotidase activity. NCBI's taxonomy places the organism in Eukaryota, Metazoa, Arthropoda, Branchiopoda, Diplostraca, Daphniidae.